GGCCCGUGGCUGAGGGGACGGCGGCCGCGGUCCGGGGCCGCCCCGCCGGGCCGGCAGAAAGGGGCUCCCCGCGGACAGCCGGGCUGCUGCGAGCCGGCGGUGGCCUCUGCUGCGGCGCGAUGGACUCCGGCAGCGAGACCUACGAGCUCAACGGGCAGGCGGAGGGCGCGGAGCCGGCGGUUGCCGAGCGGCAAAGAACAUCACAGUGGUUUCAGAGGAAUGGACCCAUGAAUAUAAACCACUAUGCAAAUAAGAAGAGCGCUGCAGAAAGCAUGUUGGACAUUGCCCUGCUGAUGGCCAAUGCAUCCCAGCUGAAGGCCGUGAUGGAGCAAGGACCUUCUUUUUCCUUCUACAUCCCACUUAUUGUUCUUAUCAGCCUGUCGCUCACACUGCAAGUUAUGGUGGGAGUGCUCCUGAUAUUCCUUGUAAAAUAUGACCUUAACAACCCGGCAAAACAUGGAAAGCUGGAUUUCCUCAACAACCUUGCAACUGGACUAGUAUUCAUUAUAGUAGUUGUGAAUAUUUUUAUCACUGCCUUUGGAGUGCAGAAGCCAGUUGCUGAGCCAGCAUCAAGACAGUAAGUACCAGAGACCUGAAGCAUUCAUUCUAGAUGCCAUUUGCACUUGAGCCAGUUACACCUGGACACGGGGCAGGAAAGUGGGUGGACGGAAAUCUGAAGAAGCUGGAUGUACCGAGCAGCUUUCUCAAGUUUCCAAUAACCAACACAUUUAUGUACCUAAAAUUUUCCCCUGUGUUAAUAUUGAAACUGUUUGGCAUCUAAGGAAAGCUUGAUUUUUAACUCAAGGACAUUGUUUUUCUGGAAUAUUGGCAUUUCAAUUUCUGUAGAAACUGUUUUUCAGAGAAGUGGCAUAAGCCCGUCAAGCAAGGUAGUAUGAACUGGUGGCACUUCACAGGACUUCCUAUUUUCCGUGCCUUUUGUUUUUGUGCCCAUUUGUCAUUUCUGCCGUGGUCCAAAAUGACAGGCCUUUGGUUCAGGCAUAGUCACGUUGUCCUUUAUUUCACUCCCUUAGCACUAAACCAAAGUACCCCAUAGCACAGCAGCCGUCGUCUUUUGCAGUGUGCAAAGAUAGCUAUGCCUGGUUUUCUUUUUUUCCCACUCUAGCUAAAGCAAAGAUGAGACCAACAGGAGCAGUGGGCGAUCAUUUUUCUCAGGUUUGCUCACAGGUAACUCAUUUGUCCUGUGUCUUCAGCCCUGUACCACACUUAAAAUUACCUCUUCUUUGUGCAGAUACACAAAGAACCUAACUGCUGGUAGUUUCUUACUAUUAACUGCUAUACUCUGUAUUCUGGGCAUUAGAUAUAUUUCUGGAAACCCUGCUAGACGCGCUACCUUUUCCAGGCCCAACUGGGAAACCAGAGGAUAAAGGGUGAGCUUUAGCUGCUAAACUGGAACAGAGCGGCUGUCAGCAAUUCAAGUAGCAAAUGGAAGGAAAUUUAUCCUCUAUAACUUUUCCCUCUUCCAAAGAUUGAUUGCUGCAAUUGUGUUAUUCUUAGGAGUUUAUGGCUAAAAGCAUAACUAAUUUUUAAUUUUUAUUUUUAAAUAUAUAGAUAGAGAUAUAAAUAUCUUCUAGGUUCUUACCUGCUGGCUCAGGGACUGACACUUUUUCUAAAUACACUAUUGCUAGUAAUGGUGUAGGUUAUAAAAAUUUUGACAACAAAAUCAUUGCAGUCAUUUUAUUUCCAAAGUAUCACACGUGCAAUCGGAAAAAUCCUAGUUUUCUAGAUUGUGUUUACUUGUGGAUGCAGAUUUGUACUGAUAAUUUCCUUACUCUUAAUCAGUAAAUGCUGCCUUGCACAUAUUAAUAGAAGUUUGACUUCCAUGUGUCUCAUCUCAUUUACAGUUUUUAUCUCUUUAGUUAUGUCUCAAGGCCCAUUGAUUUACCUUAUCUUCAUUUACAUGUUCUGUAAGAACUAACAGAAAACGAAUCAGAAGCUCCUGUCAUUAGUAAGAGCAUAGACAUUCUUUUUUAUUUUUUGUCUUUUUUUGCUUCAUUUCCAACUUAACAUACAUGUAACCAGUAUCUAGCAAGCGAUGGUUUUAAUUGUGCGUGUUUUACUAAUUUAAACGUAGCUCAGAACAAGUUCCAAAUGAAAUACUCAGGACAACGUUCCUUAUUUAUUUUCUACGAACCAGCAAAUUGUUGAAGGACUAUCAUACUUGUGCUAUCACAGUUUUGAUGCUGUAGUGUAGUGAAUUGACUGGCCAGAUAGCAAGUACUGAAAACCUUGAAAAACCUUUCUUUUGGAGAAAAUAGGUGACUAUAGGCAGAGGCCUUCCAAGCAUGAAAUUUAUCUGUGGCUCAACAUUGGGCAGUAAUUUUGAGAAGAUUCUUGACUGUACCACCUUUGUAACCUUUUUACUCACUGGAAUAUUUGCCUGUCUGCGCAUCUGAUUUGGUGUGGAGAGGCUCUCUGGAGGCGGCUGCCUCUCCUCUGUACAGGAAAAUUUGUACCUAAGCUAGAUGUGUUAAAAGAGUUGCUUUGUGUUGUCCUAAAUACAUGAUCUGUCCGAAAGAUAGUUACUUUUAACUUGGGUAUUAAUAUUAGAUAUUUUUCAUUGCCAGAUUUGCACCUUUCUAGUUUUUUAAGCAAGACACAGAAAAAGGAAGAAAUGUUUCUGGCACUUAGCUAAUCCUCUCACUUUUUGACUUAUCCUUACCACCCUAAAGGCAGAUGCAAACAAACACCCAGGUUCUGCUGAUGUUUACCAUCUUUAUACUUGGUGGUGAUUUGGCCCAAUUUUGAAUGUAGCUUUCCAUUCCUGUGCUACUUACCGCCUCUCUGAUGAGCAUGGUCAUGCUUGUCUUGCACUGAAACACUUGAAAGGAGUCAGAGGGGGGUGCAGUACAGACAUACCAUGUCUUUUCCCAUUUUAUUCCUCUCUAUUGGGCCAUAAUUUUUCAGGUCACUUGAGCAAAGAAGCUGUUACAGUGGGUUUCUCCUGAAAAAUGUAAUAGCUGUUCCUAUAGCAUCUUUACUGCUAAGCUGUUGUCCAAUGGAAACUACCACGGCUUGUGUAUCCCAUCUCCCAGCGGCUUGUGGAACUAACUGGAUCCAGAGCAGCAGGGUAGGCAGUGCUCACCAGGCAACCACUUGUCAACUGUGGAUUCCAACAGACUUUGCAAAACGCGGGUUUUGGGACAUACAGGAGGGAGAGAAAAAAUACUUCAAGCCUGACCACAUUGCUGGGUGCAAGAGCUGAAUGUGGAGACCUGUGUUAAGGGGGUAGGCGUCUGUUCACGUGAAGUCUGCCAGAGCCUGGCUCCGAACAACAACAAAAUACCACCAUGAAUCCUGCCGGGUCCUGAGCUCCUGGAAGUGUGGCUGAAGCAUCGUCACAGGGGUACCUGCAACUUCAGAGAGCCUGGUCUCUUCUUUCGGUUCUGAACACAAGAAAACCUGAUCUGGAACUGACUACAAGACUGUACUGGGCAUCAGCAGUAUUUGACUUGCAACUGGAUGUCUUUUUUUUAAAUAAAAAGGAUACUGGUUUAUAA
This is a messenger RNA of Falco peregrinus (peregrine falcon), 3518 nucleotides long. It is a transcript of the gene NINJ1, whose product is annotated as ninjurin 1. The record is from RefSeq and is a predicted model, not a curated record. Gene Ontology annotation, biological process: cell adhesion; tissue regeneration. The transcript has 4 exons. Gene Ontology annotation, cellular component: membrane. Bases 120 to 581 code for a protein of 153 amino acids. NCBI's taxonomy places the organism in Eukaryota, Metazoa, Chordata, Aves, Falconiformes, Falconidae.